AUGAUGGUAUCAUCCAACGAAUUCCGCCUCGGAGUCGACGUAGGCGGCACGUUUACUGACGUGUGCGUCUUCACUCCGAAUGGGGAGACAGUCCGCGCCAAAGUCCCCACCACGCCUAACCAAACGAUCGGGAUUAGACACGGGAUCGCGAAGGUGCGAUGCAUUCUCAAGAAACGGUAUGACUGGAAUGGGGCAUUCAGGUUCAUUCAUCAUGGUACCACGACAGCGACGAAUGCCGUGUUGGAAGGCAAAGGGGCGCGGACUGCCUUGGUGGUCACGGCCGGACAUAAAGAUAUUCUGGCUGUGAGGCGGUCGCAAAUUCCUGGGGGCCUUGGGGCGUGGCUUUACUAUACCCCUCCUGAGCCGCCGGUGCCGCUGGAAAGGGUGGUUCAGUGUGUGGAGAGGAUGUCGGUCGGUGGGGAGACGGUGGUGGAGGUUGAUGAAGAGAGGCUGAGGGGGGAUUUGCUGGAGUUGGUGGAGAGAGAGAGGCCGGAGGCGGUGGCGGUUUCGUUGCUGAGUUCGUAUAGGAAUCCUGCUCAUGAGGAGGCUGUUGCGAAGAUAAUUCGAGAGGUAUGUGGUCCGGGAGUGGCGGUCAAUUGCUCGAGUGAAGUGUUGCGGGAGGUGGGCGAGUAUGAGCGAACGGUCACGACCUGCACCAAUGCUUUGGUGAAGCCGGUGAUGCAGAAUUACUUGCGCGAGCUGUCCGAGCAGUUGGCGUCGGAGACAGAGGCGAUUCGGGUGUUGAAGAGUGAUGGUGGCUUGACGAGUGUCGGCCUGGCCGGCGAGUUCCCCGUGAAUAUCUUGAUGUCUGGGCCAGCUGGAGGAGCCAAAGGCGUGGCUGAUGCGGUCGCUCGAAGCACCCCGUACAAAAACCUUAUCACUCUCGACAUGGGAGGGACUUCGACGGACUGUGCGCUCAUUUUGGUGGGGAAGCCGCGUAUCCGUCGGGAUACUGUGGUCGAUACCCUAACGGUUCGUGCACCGGCAGUGGACAUUCAUACCGUUGGGGCUGGAGGUGGCUCAAUCGCAACAUAUAUGGAGGUCACUGAGACCUUGCGGGUCGGACCAGAGAGUUCUGGGGCAGCGCCAGGUCCAGCCUGUUAUGGAAAGGGAGGGACAGAAGCGACGGUGACCGAUGCAAAUCUCGUCCUGGGAUACCUACCCCAUAGCCUACUGGGUGGUGAAUUUUGCUUGGAUACAGAAGCAGCAAAGACCGCGGUUCAGAAACUUGCCACCACAAUGGGACUACCUCUGAGACAGACGGCAGAAGACAUAAUCAACAUUGUCAAUGAAACAAUGUAUGGUGCUGUUCGAUUGGUCUCUGUCGAACAGGGAUAUGAUCCAAGAGACUUUGCACUCGUUGCGUUAGGCGGUGCUGGGCCACUGCAUGCCAAUGCAGUAGGAAAGCUUCUAGGUGCAUGGCCAGUCAUCGUACCUCCGUCUCCAGGCAUCCUGUGUGCACAGGGCGAUCUGACAACCAAGUUGAGUCAUGAGCAGUCCGUCACCUUUACUCGGAUGGUGAGAGAUACCUCGUCGGAGGAACUGCGACAUCAGGUGGAAGAACUGGAAAAGCACUGCAAACAGAUAAUGCGAGACUCUUGUGGUUCGGACUGGCCUAUGUCAUUGGUUGCCACGUACGAGGUUGAUGUCCGAUACAAAGGGCAGGCCCUGACCAUCACAAUCAAUCUCUCGCACGACGAAAUCCAACUGAACGACCAGGCUUGGCGCCGUGUGCUACAAGACGCUUUCAACAAGAAGCAUCAGCAGCAGUUUGGCUACUGUCUUCCUGACUUUGAACUCGAGCUGAUGCGUAUUGGCGUGAUACUCGAGGAUGGCUCAUCAGAUGUGGAGCUGACAGUAGUCCCGAAAGCAGAAUCUAGCGAGCCUCCAUCCUCGGCCGUCAUUGGCACGCAGGUUAUUAUUAUCGAGGGCCGAGAACAGCUAGCGACAGUGUGGGAGCGAGAGAAAAUCACGCUCAAAGGUGAGAUCGAUCGCCUGGGUAAUAUUCUCAUCCUGCCAAUUGCAGAGCAACCACCCUCAACGACGCAACAUACCUCGGAAUCAGCAACAGAAUUGAUGCGCAGUAAUCCGCUCAUCGCAACUCUGAUAUCCUCUUCACUGGCAUGCAUUCGUGGCGAAAUGGACAAGUUGAUGCUCCGCUGCAGCAUGUCCCCUGCUAUCCGCGAGCAGCAAGAUGAAUUCAAUGUCAUCACAAUUGCAGAGGGCAAGAUGCUUGUGGGUCAAUUCGGCAGCUUCAUCAAAGAGUUCCUUGGGGUGUGGACAGGAAGUAUCGAAGAAGGCGAUGUUUUCAUUACCAAUGACACAUACAUGGUCAAGGGUGCUGUUAGUCACUUAAACGAUGUGAUCAUCAUCCUUCCCAUCUUCCAUGAACAUCGGUUGAUUGGCUGGGCUUCUCAAUUUGGACACUUGACCGAUGUUGGCGGCAUGGUUCCGGGCAGCAUGUCCAUCAACGCCACCUCCAUUUAUGAUGACGGAGUCCAGAUUCCAUGCAUCAAGCUCUACUCCCAAGGGGUGAUGAAUAGCGACCUGGUUGAUCUACUAUGUCGAAAUUCCCGCCAACCGGCGUGGUAUAGAUCGGAUUUAACGGCUCUGGUGACGGCAUGUCGCAUGGCAGCAACGCGCAUCUCCGAGCUGGCCACCCGCUUCGGAACCGAGGUGUAUCUAGCUGCCUGUCAGGAGCUUCUACACCGGAAUCGAACUGGUCUGGCCAAGAUUGUUGAGCGUCAAUUCGACGAUAAACUCAGCACAUUUACCGACUUCGUCGACGACGACGGCCACGGCGUCGGACCCUGGGCCGUAACAUGUUCGAUGCAGAAAACCAGCGCUGGGGGGUUGAAGUUCGACUGGAGUGGUACUUCUCCGCAGAGCGAGCACAGCAUCAACUUUUAUCUCUCAGAGACCAUGUUCAAGAUGCUGGUGGGAUACUACCUCAUAGCCGCUGCCGCACCGGGAACAGUCAUCAACGACGGGUUCCACGAUCUCAUUGAAGUGCAUAUCCCCGAAGGCACCGUUCUAAAGCCAGUCCGGCCCGCCCCAAUAUCUUGUCGCACUCACUUCCUAGGCCGGACCAUGGACGUGAUCCAAGCGCUGAUCGGGCAGAAGAACGAAGCCUAUGUAGCGGCAGCUGGGUUCAGCGACUCGCCUCAUUUCUUCUACUCCGGAUACUACCCCACUGGGGAAUGGUAUCAACUAUAUCAAAUUGGCUUUGGUGGGGUUCCGGCUCGAGCAGCAGGGGAUGGACUGGAUUGUCACUGCUUGUUCCCCGCCAUCAAGUCAAUCCCAACGGAGAGCAUCGAGCUGAAUUACCCCCUUCGGAUUGAGGCAAACGAGAGCGUCGCGGACAGUGGUGGCCCGGGACACUUCCGAGGAGGCAAUGCACAACGAACCCUGUAUCGAUUUCUAGCGAGAGGGGAGAUCAGUCUGCAUGAUGAUCGGUGGUUCACGAAGCCAUGGGGUCUCAAAGGGGGGAAACCGGGACAACGUUCGCGGAAGAUCUUAUAUCGCUACUCUCGCAGUGCCAAUAGUCCGGUUACAGAGACCCUGCCGUCAAAAUGCGACCAUGUACGUGUAGAUCCGGGGGAUUUGUUAGAAUGGGUGACGUGGGGAGGUGGUGGAUUGGGCGAUCCUCUUACCAGACCCGCUGAGCGAGUUGCAAUGGAUGUCCGUCGGAAAUUGGUGACGGUGGAGGGUGCACGCAACGGGUAUGGUGUUUUGCUCGAUGAUGAUGGGCUGGUCUGUACUCUGGAAACAGAAGAAUUGAGGGCAGAUAUGCGGAGCCUUUUGACAGAUGGCAUCAUCUACGACCGCGGAGGCAGUCUGGACGAGCUGCAAAAGUCAUGUUUACAAGAGACGGGGCUUGCUGCCCCGGUGCCACUGUGGGAAACUGAGCCAUAUGGACCACACACGGGCCUGGAGUAUGUGAAGCAGUGGUAUGCCACGAAGCAGGAGGAGAGGGGGUGGGAAUUGGAGUAA
This is a messenger RNA of Aspergillus tubingensis, 3993 nucleotides long. Its product is annotated as hydantoinase/oxoprolinase. The transcript has 2 exons. Gene Ontology annotation, cellular component: cytosol. The record is from RefSeq and is a predicted model, not a curated record. Bases 1 to 3993 code for a protein of 1330 amino acids. Gene Ontology annotation, molecular function: 5-oxoprolinase (ATP-hydrolyzing) activity. Gene Ontology annotation, biological process: glutathione metabolic process. Lineage: Eukaryota; Fungi; Ascomycota; Eurotiomycetes; Eurotiales; Aspergillaceae.